GUAAGCGACCACUGCCAGUCUCGCCCAUAAACAGUAAACAUCGUGCCGUGACCGGAAACUUGACACAGCAACAUGUGUUGCUGGCACGAUUUUUUCAGGAGGACACAUAGUAUUUACAGAUCCUAAUCGAAAUGAGGCGAAUGAAAAUCCGUGCCACCCCAAACUUUGGGGGUGGUGGAGGCCCAAGAACCACUCAAGCUCGUAGCAGUGCUGUUCCUGCAACAGCUGUACCCUCCUCGGCUCCACCUUCUUCGACUCUACUCUCCACAGUUGCACCUUCCAUUGCUACUAUCUCUACUGCUAGGCCAUCUCUCACUGCCUCCCUCACAGCUCCACCUUCCACAGCAUCUGCCCUUGUAGCACCGCACAAUACACAAACUCAGGGGAAUUUACCAAGCUCAGUGACCGAAGAAAAGCACACUGUAGCUGCUGCAGAGAUUUCUGGCAAAUCAUGUUCAAAAUCUGCCAUUUCAGAUGAUUCCAUAAAAGUUGUUGUUGAAGAUAGUAGUGCUUCAUUGAAUAUGCAAUCUCACAAAUCACUGAAGAUGGUAGAUGUGGACUUGGUGUCUUUGCCAGAUUUUUCACAAACACACAAAACUUCACCAAAUAAGACCAUCUCACCAUGUGAAGCAACCUCACAUGAAGACAUUAGAUCUCGAGGUGAUCCCUCCUCUUUAAGUGAUGUAUCUACUGAGAAUUGCACAUUUUCCACAAGUCAAAGAUCUAGUAUGUCAUCUGUAUCAAGAUUACCUUUGCCUAAAUCAGCAUUUUCUCGGAUAUCUGUGGUUUCCAAAUCAUUACCUGCUGUUUCCUCAGGGAGUACAUUUCAGUUAAACAGAGUAAUGCCUGCAGCAAAGCUUUCUGUGGAGGAAACCGUAACAUCUCAAGCUAGUGUACCGGUGAAAAAUGAUCCUUCAGCAUCAGUGCAGCAGAACACAGAGAAUAGGUCAGUAACAAAUAUUAGAAGGAAGAAAAUUAAGGUGAUGCCCAUGGUGAGCAGCUCAAGGAAAGGAAAUGUGGCAGAAAAGUCAAGCACUAAAUUUUUGAAUGCUGAAAUUAACAAAGAAAAGUUAGAUGUUGAAGUAGAAUGUUUGGGUGAAAAAUUAGGUGAAGUGCCAGAUAAAGCCGUGAAAAAUGUGGAUGUUGAAUGUUUAGGUGGUCAGUUAGGGGAAAUGCCAAAAAAAUAUGUGAGAAAUACAAAUGAUAGUGAUGAUCAAGAUAUAAAGUUUCUAAUGCAGAAUAAAAAAAACAGUUAUUUAGAAGUGAAUGCACCAACUAAAGAAAUUCAACAAAUAAUAACAAAUGAGGGAACAAAUAUAAUUACAAAUACUCAAUCCCCAACAACUAGCAUUUUAAGGAAGCAAGUUGAAUCAAGGGAUGGAAAUAAAUAUUUGCAAACACUCUCACACAGCAAAUCUUCAACUGAGGAAGGUAUAGAUACAAAAGUUCCAACAAAGAGUGAGAAACUCGUAGUAACAAAUAAAAGGGACACAAGUGUUGCUCUACUAGAAAAUAAAGGUUUGGAGUUAAAGGAUGAAAACCAGAGCUCCAGUAUCAUUAAUGUGGACACUAUCUCUGCAGUGACAGUUGCAAGCUGCAAAAGGAGAUCAAAAAUUCGUGCAACACCUACCUUAUUAUCUAAAAGGAAAACGGAAAAGAAAUUGGAUAUUGUUGAAGAAACAAUCAAAGAUAAUCAUUUGGAAGUUGUAGAGGAACCUAUACAUGUACUGGAAAAGCCUACAGUUCAAGAAAAGGGUCAUAGUGAAAAUACCUUAUUGGGUAAAAGGAAAAUGGUAAAUAAAUUGGAUAUUGUUGAUGAAAAAAUAAAAGAUGAUUAUUUGGAAAUUGUAGAGAAACCUGUAGUAGAAGAACCCUUACUGGAAAAGCCAAUAGUUCAAGAAAAGAAAUGUAAGGAAAAUACUGGUGUUAUUGGUCCACAUAAUUUAAAAGAUAAAUGCCAUGUUGAAACAAGUGUUGAUUUACUAGUAGAUAAGGGAAUAGAGCUAAAGGAUGAAAGUCAAAGUUCCAUAAAUAGUAACAUGGACACAAGCUCUGCAACAACACUUACAAGUUGCAAGAGGAGAUCAAGAAUUCGUGCAACACCUACCUUAUUAUCUAAAAGGAAAAUGGAAAAGAAAUUGGAAAUUGUUGAAGAAAAAAUACAAGAUAAUUAUUUGGAAGUUGUAGAGGAACCUACACUGGAAAAGCCUACACCUCACCAAAAAAAUCAUAGUGAAAAUACUGGUGUUAUUUUUAUUGAUAGUUUAGAAGAGAAGUGCGAUGUCGAAUCAAGAGUGGCUUUAGCAGAUGGAAAUCGAAGCUCCGGUAUUAGUAAUGUGGAUAAAAGCUCUUCAACAACACCUGCAAGUUGCAAGAGGAGAUCAAGAAUCCAUGCCAGACCUACUUUAUUGUCUAAAAAAAAAAUGGAAAAGAAAUUGGAUAUUGUUGAUGAAAAAUUAAAAGGUGAUUAUUUGGAAGUUAUAGAGGAACCCGUACUUGAAGAACCAACAGUUCAAGAAGGAAAUCAUAGUGAAAAUACUGAUGUUAUCGUUCUUGAUAAUCUAGGAGAGAAGUGUAACGAUGAAACUAGUGUUGCUUUGCUAGAAGAUAAAGAUUUGGUUUUAGUGGAAGAAAAUCGACGCUCUGUUACUAGUAACAUGGACACUAGCUCUGGAACAGCACUUGAAAAUUGCAAAAGGAGAUCAAAAAUUUGUGCAGCACCUACUUUAUUGGCUAAAAAAAGAGCCGUAAAGAAAUCAGAUAUCAUUGAAGAGAAAAUCAAAGAUGAUUAUUUGGAGGAACACUUACUGGAAAAACCCACAGUUCAAGUGGAGAUUCAUAGUGAAGAUAACAAUGUUAUUGUUCUUGAUAGUUUAGAAGAGACGUGCAAUGACGAAACAAGUGUUGCUUUGCUGGAAAAUAAAGGUUUGAAGUUAAAGGAUGAAAAUAAACGCUCCGUUGUUAGUAAUGUAGACACUAGCUUAGCACCAACACUUGCAAAUUGCAAAAGAAGAUCAAGAAUUCGUGCAACACCUACCCUAUUUGCUAAAAAGAAAAUUGUAAGCAAAUUGGAUAUUAUUGUUGAAGAAAAAAUAAAAAGUGAUUGUUUGGAAGGUGUAGAGGAACCCAUACUGAUAAAGACAACAGAUCAAGACAAGAGUCCGAGUGAAAAUACUGCUGCUAUUGUUCUUGAUAGUUUAGGGACGAUGUGUGAUAGUGAACCUGUUUGUGAUAAAAAUCUGGUUCCAUCUGUUAGGGUAAAUUCUGUGCGUGAACCUUGUAAACUUGAUAUAAGUGAACCCAAAACACUUCACAAAGAAGCUAAUUUGAAAAUUGAAAAUAAGGACUGUAAUUUGGUAGAAGGUAGUCCAAAAGGAAUGAAAGGUGAUCAGACAUUCAUUAGAAGAGAUGGAGUAGAAGUAAUUGAGGAUAGCAGUUUUGAUGACAGUAAUGGAGACAAAGAAAAUUCUUCAUUUCCCUUCAGCAGUUCAAAGACUACAAAGAAAGAAUCCACAUUAAAAGGAAGAAGUAAAUCACAAGUUUUGCUGAAAACAAAAGCUAAGCCAUCACCAAUAAUAGCUAACGUAAAGAGGGCAUCUGUAAAGACUGAGAAGAAAGUGAAGGAUGGUGUCACAAAUGAUGAUGGUUUGUCGUCUGAUGAUUCUGAAGAAAUAACAGAAAAGCAGAUAUUUAGAGAAAGAAAAGAGAAAUACAGAAAGAAAAUGUCAAAAGGAGUAUUAGAGCGUACUAGUAUGACCAUGUUUGAUCUCAUUUUCUGGAAUCCAGCAACCAAUCCCAUGCCAGGGCGACCAGAAUCCUCUAAGAAAAGAGUGCGUCUCUCAAGUAAAUGUGAAACAGAGAGCAUUACAUCAGAUGUGAUAGAGGAACAACAGAUUGAUGACCUGGGAUUAGAUACAAGUGACCCUGCACCACAGUCCAGCCCAAUUUUUGACAACGAAACCCAAGUACUUAGAAAGUCAUCUGAAGCUCCUAAUCUUCAAGUGAUAGAAGCUAAGGAAGAAAAGGAGGAGGAGGAGAAGGAGAAAGAAGCGGAGAAAGAGAAAGAAGCGGAGAAGGAGAAAGAAGCAGAGAAGGAGAAAGAAGAGGAGAUGGAGAAAGAAGAGGAGAAAAAGGUGACGGAGAGUAAGGGUGAGGAGGAGGAAGAGGAGGAGGAAGAAGUGGAGCAGGAGGAGGGGCGGGAAAUGCCCUUAAAGGAUAUAUUUGCUCCAAGAGUUAAGAUUGGUCCAAAUGGUCGGAUUAUCCUUGAUGAAAAAAGUAUAAAGAUUCAAACUACUGCUGCUAAGAAUCGUGAUGAAAUUCUGAGCAGAGCAGAGGUAGUUGAAGAAAGUAAUGACUCUGCUCACUAUGGAAAGUGGAGUAAGAAACGACAUCGUUCAAGUGAGUGGACAAUGAAAGAAACUGCUAGAUUCUAUAAAGCAUUAUCUACUGUUGGUACAGACUUUUCUUUAAUGGAAAGUUUGUUUGCAUGGAGAUCUCGAGCUGAACUGAAGACAAAAUUCAAGAAGGAGGAGAGGUUUAACCGAGAUUUAGUUGAUCGAGCCCUGAAGGACUCUACACAGUUUGACCUUUCUCUGUUUGAUGAUGAAUCUGAUUAUGAUCCAGAAGAAGAUAGGAAGGCUACACGCAUAGCAGAGAGAGCAGAAGCUAAACGUAGGCGGCUGGAGAUGAAACAAUCUGUGAAGGAGCAAGAAAAGGAGCUAAAAAAUAUGGAAAAGAAGGAGAAAAGAGCCAGAAUCCAAAACCGCAAGAGAAUUUUAAGACAGGAGUGCAAAAAGAGAAGACGAAGGAAGGGAGGUCUUGGUGGUAGUGACAACAAUGAGGGGCCUGAUGAUGUGGACCAAGAUUUAGUUGUCUGUGACACAGCAAAUGCAAAUUUAGCAACACCCAAAAAAUCUUCAAUAGCAGUUAAAAAGAAAAUUAAGAAGAGGAAAACAAAAAUAAGACGGCCAGUUAAAAGAAAACAGUUAGAGCGACGGAACUCUCUUGUAAUUAGUGAAGUAACAGUUACCAUGGAGACUGUAAAUUAUGAUGUGUCAAGAGAACCCAACAAUGAAUGUGUCAUUGAGAAAACAAUUGUAGAGAAUUCUGAAGGGGACAUUGAAAUCAUUGAGAUACCCUCCACUACAACUCCUGCAGCUGAGGCAAUACAUGAGAUUGAAAGUGCCCAGAAUAUGUGGCACUUUCCAGUUUCUGCCAUUCAGACCCAUGAGGAUGGACAUCAGACCAUCUUGGUACCAGCUGCAGAUGGGCAGAAGAUUGUACCAGUACCAUUGUUACCUCCUGGAACGUCUAAUGUGGUUGUUGUUGCCACUGAAGCACCUGAUUUGCCUGGAGAACAAAUAUAUCAUGUUUAUGUUGUCUCUCCUCUGGAAGGUACUGAGUCAUAAUACAGUACAUACAUUUUAUAUUUAGUGCAUGUAGGUUUUAUUAUUGUGAAUGUAACACUGUAUUUAAGGAGCAUUUUAACUUGUAAAUAUUUGGUUAAUGAUAGCAUAAAAAUUUUAUGAAGUCUAUAUAACACGUGGAUGCUAUAUUAGCCCGAAAUGUGAUAGUAUGUCAUAAGAAUGUCUCCAUUAAUUUGAGAUGUUUCAAAAUGCAUGUUUUUGAGUAUCCUGUAAUAUAUUGUAUAUAUCAUAAUAUACAUGUAAUUUCUCAUGAAAUAAUGGUCUUUACUCUGUCUUUGAAUGCUGAGGAGAGAAAAAAACACUAAUACUUGGUAGGAAACAAUGGAUAUUUUGGUUUAUUCAGCCAUGCACUCAGACAGUAACUAGUCAUGUUUUGCAAAAAAAAACAAAAAACAAAAAAAAAGUAUUGUAUGAAUUAUAUUUGAAACCUUGCUUCUUGUUUGGUAACAUUUAUGAUAAGUAACUGUUUUUUUUUUAAUUGUUGUUGUUAUUUGAAAAUAUUUAUACUGGGCCAUAUAACUAUUUAUUCCUAUACUUUUUUUUUGCAGUGGAUAGUACUUUUUGAGUUAUUUAGUUUUUUGCAAUUUUUGUGAUCAAAUUAUCUUCGUGAAAAGAUAAGUAUCUUCUGCCAUUAUUCUUAGAGUUUGUGGGUUAUAAUAUAAAGAUUUAGAAGUAUGUGUUUUGGUGAAUGAAGUCAAUGAACUUUAUUUUUUUUUUCAUUCUUUUUGACAUGUCUUGUGUGGAUCCCUUUAUCAUUGAUUUUGAUGAUAGGUCUUAGUAUACCUCAGGUAUACUAAGUAUACCGUAGACAUAUACCUCAGAUUUCAAACAACCUUGAAUAAAGGUGUUUGCUUUGUAAUUUCCUAUAAUUUAUGGUGUUUUAACCUUUACAUUGCUCCAAUCAAUUUGAGAGUGAUUGGCCCAAAUGCUCCAGUCAUCUGGAGAUGAUUUAAGGUAUCCCUGUUUUAUUCAAAAGCACCACCAUUCUAGUGUCAUUUGACACUAAAGACAUCUGUAAAUUGUUUGCCAUAGCUGGAAAAAUUCCUGAGUUCCUUUGUUUCCUUCCAGGGCUUUAGUAAAAAAAUGCUGACCAUGUCUGGUGCAUCACCAUUCAAUCACUGAAUAUGCAUGGCAGCCAUGCUAGGAACCAUUGAACUUUUAACAACUGCAAAUCAUUGAUAUCAUAUAUAUAUUUGAAUGCAAAAUGUGUGAAUUGUGCAAUUAUACGAUUUAGCUAUACGGUAUAUAUUAAUAUAUAUAUA
Molecule: messenger RNA, 6688 nt
Organism: Procambarus clarkii (red swamp crayfish)
Lineage: Eukaryota; Metazoa; Arthropoda; Malacostraca; Decapoda; Cambaridae
Source: RefSeq, a predicted model, not a curated record